GUGUUGCCUCGGGGUGCGGGUGCGUGUUGCCUCGGGUCUUGCAGGGGUCUGUCGCUGCUGUGUAAAUGUGGGCAAGUGGAGCUGAAUAUGCCCUUGUGCAAUGCAGCUGGAUCUCAGUGCACGUGUUUCCCCCCGCCGUGUUUUAUUGAUACUCAGUGAAUUGCUCAGUGGCGGGUACGUACGGAUAGUGCAUCCUCUGCAGUUUGUUGCACUGGAUUUUUUUUUUUUUUUUACCACUUUACACACAGGGGCGGGCACUUUGCACCGGGAAAUUGGAAGCUGCAACGAAAUGCAGCACGCAUGCACGACAGUAAUGUGCCACUGAUCUGUAUCAUGCACCUGACAUGACAUGAUGUUGCCUCACAGUCACACAGGACAUUUAAACUGUGUUGCUUUGUAAACUGAGCUCCGGGUCCCACCGUGGACCCGUGAAGGAGCUCCCAGUAAUCUGGGGAUUUCUUUUCAGUUUGCUCUUUAGGAAUUAGGAUGAUGUCUGCUUUGAUCACAGGAUUUCCAGAUUAAUUGAUCAGUCAGUGGAUAGGAAAUUAACCAGCAAUAAGGCUUCUGAUUGUUGAUGACUCAUUUGGGUCAUUUUUCAAGAAGAAACACAGCAAACAAUUGCUGGUUCUGGUUUGUCAGAUAAGAGGAUUUGCAGCUUCUCUGUUUGUUUGCAAAUGAAAUAUCUUUGGCUUUCGGACUAUUGGAUGCACAAGAAAAGCAAUUUAAAGAUGUUCACUUGGUCUCUGAUUACAUUUUUUUAAAUGAUCUCAUGUAGCUCCGGUGAGACGUCGGACAUUGCGAGCACAGGCUGGCCCAGGUCCCGUUGAUGCUGGUGGGCACCCCCCAGUACUCUCCCUGUCACCUGCUCUUGCAUCGCUCCCAUCCCCCCGCCAGCCAUGGCUACGAGCAGUGACCCUGGCUGUGAGAGGCUGGACCCUGACUCUGACAAACAGACCAACAGUCUCAUGGACAACAUGGCUGCCAUGACGACAAAAGACUCAGGCGGCUCAGCUGCCAAUGGCGUGAGGAAUAGCGGGGCUCAGCAGGACUGGGGUCAGGCCAAGAGAACUCAUCCGCUGCGCCCUCAUCUGACUGGAAGGAAGUUGUCGCUGCAGGAGAGAGGCACCUACCUGUCCUCAGGCUCUGGAGGAGGCUUCACACAUAUCUCCCCCCGAGUGGCUCGCAGGCCCACAGUGGAGUCUAAGCGUGUGUCUAUAUCAGACGCUCAGGACUGUAUCCAGUUGAACCAGUAUAAGCUGAAGAGUGAGAUUGGAAAGGGCUCCUACGGUGUGGUCAAGCUCGCCUACAAUGAGGAUGAUGAGAAACAUUAUGCCAUGAAGGUGGUGUCCAAGAAGAAGUUAAUGAAGCAGUGUGGGUUUCCACGUCGCCCACCCCCCAGAGGUCCCAAGGCAGCCCAGGGACAGCAGCCCAAAAUCUUAGGACCCCUGGAGAGGGUCUACCAGGAGAUCGCCAUCCUUAAAAAACUGGACCACAUCAACAUUGUCAAGCUGGUGGAGGUGCUGGAUGAUCCUGCGGAGGACAACCUUCACAUGGUGUUUGAGCUGAUGCGUAAAGGUCCAGUGAUGGAAGUGCCCGCGGACAAUCCUCUGUCAGAGGAGCAGGCGAGGUUAUACUUCAGAGACGUCAUCCUGGGCAUAGAGUACUUGCACUACCAGAAGAUUGUCCACCGGGACAUCAAGCCUUCUAACUUGUUACUCGGGGAUGACGGCCAUGUGAAGAUAGCAGACUUUGGGGUCAGCAACCAGUUUGAGGGCAACGAUGCUUUGCUGUCCAGCACGGCCGGCACUCCCGCCUUCAUGGCACCAGAGACCUUGUCAGAUCAGCGCAAGAGCUUCAGCGGAAAGGCUCUGGACGUGUGGGCCAUGGGAGUCACUCUCUACUGUUUCGUCUUUGGGAAGUGCCCAUUUAUUGAUGAGUACAUAUUGGCUUUGCACAACAAGAUAAGGACCAAGCCUGUGGACUUCUCAGAAACACCAAACAUCAGUGAAGAGCUGCGGACUCUGAUCUUACGGAUGCUGGAUAAGAACCCAGACACCAGGAUCACCAUCCCUGAGAUCAAGAUGGACCAGUGGGUGACCCAGGGCGGCACCGACCCCUUGCCUCUGGAGGAGGAGCACUGCUCUGUGGUGGAGGUGACCGAGGAGGACAUCCAGAACUCAGUCAAGUUUGUCCCCAGCCUCUCUGCAGUGAUCUUAGUAAAAGCCAUGCUGAGGAAGCGCUCCUUCAGUAACCCCUUUGAAUGUCCGAGCAGGAGGGAGGAGAGGUCCAUGUCUGCGCCCGGCAGCCUGCUCAUGGACUCGUGGCCCUUCCGGCCCUCUUUAAAACUUCACCCCUCCCUCAGAAAGUGCAGCACAGGAGACGGACCCAGAGAGGGAGAGCUGGAGGACCUGCAUGAAGACGAGCCCUCCUCUUGAGUCUCCCGUCCGCAGAGCUUUGUCUUGAACUCCGUCCCUUUACGUCCCUUUGCUUGAACCGCUGUGCACUCACCCCUUCGUCCUCCAAACCAGUGACGCACUACGGGCUUCUCCGUCCGUGCACCGAGGAAACACUCAAGGUCAUUAUUAUAUCCAAAGGAGGAAAUGGGUGGAGGACUGUGGGAAGGCGAGUCUGUACAUAAUACGAAGUCAGGGAUGACUGGAGCCGCUGCUGUGUCUUCUGUGACUGUCCUGACGUGUGUGUUGAAGAUGCCUGCUGUCUCUGUGUUUCUGGACGUCAGUCUCGUGCCGUCCUGUGCAUUUCUCUGAAUGUACUCACUCGCCUGCAUAAGUCGCUCAUAUGAAAAACAGACGCAUGGCACGUCCCUAUGGAAUGCAGUUGUUACAAUGUAAAUAUGUACCAAUAUAUAUAAAGAAGCUAUUUUUUGCAUGCUUUUUGUACACCUACACAUAACCAGACAAUAAAAAAAAUAAAAAAAUUUGAAUCCUU
Messenger RNA from Seriola aureovittata, 2946 nucleotides. It is a transcript of the gene camkk1a, whose product is annotated as calcium/calmodulin-dependent protein kinase kinase 1, alpha a. Gene Ontology annotation, molecular function: ATP binding; protein kinase activity. Gene Ontology annotation, biological process: activation of protein kinase activity; CAMKK-AMPK signaling cascade; protein phosphorylation. The record is from RefSeq and is a predicted model, not a curated record. The transcript has 18 exons. Lineage: Eukaryota; Metazoa; Chordata; Actinopteri; Carangiformes; Carangidae. Bases 897 to 2435 code for a protein of 512 amino acids.